AUGUCUAGUGAUCAGGAUCAGGUUGCUCCUGUCAAGGAGCAAGCCUCAAUUCCCCCUGAAUCAGCAGAGCAAGCAGUCGUUACCUAUCAAUCGCCAGGCAAAAAAGGCUUCAAGUUCUGGGCUGUUAUUGCGACCUUGUCUAUCGCCGGCAACCUUACUGCUCUCGAGGCAACCAUUGUGUCAACUGCUUUGCCAACGAUCAUCACUGAGUUGAAUGGCGCUGACAAGUAUAUAUGGGUUGCCAAUGCUUAUUUAUUAUCCUUCACCGCACUACAACCAAUCUACGGCCAAUUAGCAAAUGUAUUUGGAAGACGACAUCCAAUGCUAAUCUCGACAGCGUUCUAUAUACUUGGGAGUGGAAUAUGCGGUGGUGCCAAUAAUAUUGAGAUGUUGAUCGCAGGCAGAGCAAUACAGGGCAUUGGAGCUGCUGGACUAAACGUUCUCAUCGAAAUUGUCGUUUGCGACAUUACACCUCUCAGAGAACGAGGCCUAUAUCUUGGUAUUGUAAUGGGGUCAAUUCUGUUUAGCUCUGGUCUUGGUCCCUUGUUCGGAGGACUUAUAGUGCAGAACACCAGCUGGAGAUGGGUGUUUUAUUUGAAUCUUCCUAUUGGCGGAGUUGUAUUGGUUGCAAUGGCUCUUUUCCUUCAAGUGAAAUUCGACAAUAAAAUGGCAUUCACGCUAAAAAGAUUGGAUCUUGGUGGAAGCAUCAUAUUCGCUGGAUCCGCAGCAUCUAUUUCACUCGCUCUAGCCUGGGCCGGUUCGGCAUACUCUUGGUCAUCGGUUCAAGUGAUACUCCCCCUUGUUAUGGGCUUCGUUGGAUUAGGAUGCUUUCUGAUGUACGAGAGUUUUCUUGCUGAUCCUAUCAUGCCACUUCGCCUGUUCCAGAACCGGACAUCACUUAUAGCGUUCUUUCUCACAUUCCUCCAUGCCAUUGGCGUUAUGAUGCCGCUCUACUUCCUGCCAGUUUAUUUCCAGGCUGUUCUAGGCGCCAGCCCAGAACGCUCGGGGAUUGAUCUACUACCUACCAUCCUUACGAUCAUACCAUUUGCCAUGACUGCUGGGGUUCUUCUGCAACAGUUGGGGCGUUAUAAGCCAAUUCACUUCGUCGGAUCUGCAGCUCUAGCAAUAUCAUUCGGUCUCUUCUCGCUAUUAGACGAGAACUCCUCGACUGCAGCAUGGGUACUAUUUCAGAUGUUAAUGUCCGCCGGCGCUGGUCUCAUCAUCCCCACGUUACUUCCAGCAGUGCAAGCCGAAUUGACUGACGCAGAUACCGGGAGCGCAACGGGGACAUGGACAUUUAUUCGAAGUUUUGGAAUGACUUGGGGGGUUACAAUUCCAUCCACAAUUUUCAAUGAUCGGACAAGCCAAUUGUCUGCUCGGAUACAGGAUCCAAGUGUCGUAUCUCUGCUUACUGGUGGUCAAGCGUAUGAGCGCGCGACGAAAGAAUUUGUCAAUUCAAUAGCCGAUCCCACUGUAAGAGCUCAAGUCAUCUCGGUAUUCGCAGAGAGCUUGAAGAGAAUGUGGCAAGUGGGCAUUGCUUUUGUUGCCCUUGGCUUUUUGGUGGUCUUGCUGGAGAAGGAGGUUCCAUUGCGGAAAGAAUUGAACACGGAGUACGGUAUUGAGAAAUAA
Messenger RNA from Talaromyces stipitatus ATCC 10500, 1629 nucleotides. RefSeq names its product efflux pump antibiotic resistance protein, putative. Gene Ontology annotation, molecular function: transmembrane transporter activity. The record is from RefSeq and is a predicted model, not a curated record. NCBI's taxonomy places the organism in Eukaryota, Fungi, Ascomycota, Eurotiomycetes, Eurotiales, Trichocomaceae. Bases 1 to 1629 code for a protein of 542 amino acids. The transcript has 2 exons. Gene Ontology annotation, biological process: transmembrane transport.